AUGUUAUGGGACCGCCUUUUCGGGACCUAUCAGUCAUACGAGGAAAGGCCUGUCUUAGGACUGGUCUCGGCUACGCCCAAGACAUACGAUUCAUUGACUCUACAAUUUGGUUAUUAUUGGGAAAUGGUCGUCAAAUUCUGUAAUUAUAAGGGUGUGUCCAAUAAGUGGUCAGUCAUAUGGAAAGGACCUGGAUGGGCACCGGGCAAGCCUCGGCUCGGCCUACUAGAAAAUGUACCCAUUUUGGAGCCAAAUGCAGCCAAAUAUGGUUACGACCCCCAUAUCCCUCACUGGAAAAAGUUUUAUACAUUGAUUCACAUAUCGAUUCUUAUGUUGGCUUUCAUGCAAUUAGCGGAUCACUCGACUAUUAAAUACACCUCAUAUACAGUGAUCAUAGGAAUUGUGUACAUAAUUCUGUUUCUCACAUCAAUCGGUGCUUUAUUUGACAACCGAAAAUUGGGACAAUAUUUGGAAGCGUUUCGCUGUUUCUUAUAUUUUGGAGUCGAAUACUAUUUUAUGGGUUCUUUUGAUUGGUAUAUAAGUGAAGAUCAAUUCACUCUCAUGUCU
Messenger RNA from Oppiella nova, 564 nucleotides. Lineage: Eukaryota; Metazoa; Arthropoda; Arachnida; Sarcoptiformes; Oppiidae. The record is from the annotation of a GenBank genome assembly.